CGGCAAGCUUCGGGAAAGCUGGAGCUAGAUAGUGUAUGUGUUUGCCAUAGUAUUGAGUUCUCCGUGUUGAACACAGUAGUAAAUGAACCAGACAAUGCGGAGCAAUGUAGUGGGCAAACACGCCCGGAGGUGAGCCAGGUUGCAGUGACAUGGUAAUAUUUAGCAAAUGUCAACGGACAGCACGGAACCACAGGAUCUACAGUGACUUACCAAUGAGUGGGGAAGAUACUGGUUUGGGGUCUUCGGCCCAAGCGCUGGCGGGGUAUUUGGGCAAAGUUCAAGAGAGAUCAGCGUCACUAGAGAACUGCCCCUGGUGUGCAGUCAAGGGGAUGACGUGUGUUCUCCGGUCCUACCGAAUUAACUUCCAGGAGUCCAUUACUCUUUGCACAAGUCCUCAGUGUCUUUUCCCUCUGGUCAGCCGACCCUUGGAAGAUGUCCUGGCCUGCCUCGUCCCCCCCGAACCCCAGACGGGGGCCAAGCGAAGGACCCCCUGGGCUCUGGAGCGUGAGGACCCCGUGCCUUGUUCCAAGCGCUUGCGGUCCGAGGAGGAGAGCGAAGAAGAGGCUAGUCUACAGAACGGCAAUCCCAUCAGCCAACCGGGACCCACCGACAUGGAGGUCGCGGACCACCACAAGGAUUCUGAUCGGCUAGCUCCAGAGGAAAUGGACCAGGAAGCACUGCAGGGGGAUGAAGAGACCGUGGCUAUCCCUGAGAAGAUGGCUCCCUCCCCAGAGCGUGUUGGUUUAGACGGCAGACUGCUCUCGCCUCCGAAGCCUGCUCAGGAUGCGCUUGCCCGAGUGCAGACUAUUAUCAUCUUAUCAGAGUACGAGUCAAACUCUGAAGUGGAAUUCAUCUGCUCGCAGAAGAACUCGUCUGGACCGCCCAAGGCUCUCACGUCUUCCAUCACUACACCCGCGGCCAUCUCGACCUUGGAGGAAGAGUCGGACUCGGAGAUGGAAUUAAUCUGCUCACAGAAGAACACAUCAGGACCGCCCAAGGCCGCAGAGUCUUCCAUCACUACACCCGCGGCCGUCUCGACCUCGGAAAACGGUUUGUCGGAGGAUUGUGCGGAGGGCCAGGCUGCGCCGGUGUGUAGGCCCUGCAGCGUGGACCUCAGCCAGAGCAGAUUGGAUCGGUCGGAGACCCUCGUAGAACCAGCACGGGAUCCCACGCAAGCAGCCAAAACGCCACGGCGGUCGAGCGAAAACAUGGAGGACAAGGCUGAGGCUGUGAUCCUCAAGGAUGACAAGCCAAGAUAUGGUGGUGGACUCGAAGGGAGCGAGAUAACAAAAAUAACACCAAGUGUUGACACUUUUAUCGGUUCCAAAGAGCUCGUUCUAGUUUCGCCGCGUCUCUUCUGGAGGAAUACGCCUAACCUCGCCUGGCUGGACAGCCUGUUGGUUGCCAUGGUGAACUGUCGGGCUCUAAAGGAGAAGCGGCCCGAGACAAAAUCUAGGUGCUCAGUGGUCUGGGAGCUGUGUACUAUAUACGACAGAUGUUGUGCGCUGGUAACCCAGUGUUGCCAAGAUGGCAUUAUCAAAGUCCCUGCCAGUUUACUACGGAGGGUAACAGAAGAACUGGAAGCUUUAAGGAUGUUCGUCUUCAACAUGCUGCAACCCAAACUCCAACAGGGGAAGGAGGACAGGCUGGUGUUUGCCCUGCCCCUCCUCCUCAAGAUGGACUCGUGGGCGGAGCCUAACUUCCUGCCGGUCUUUGAUUGGAAGUGUUUGCGCUGUGGUAAGACACUUCGGGUUAAGAAGCCCCUCACCACUUUAAAGGCGGUCGUUUCGGACUGGAAUCCGCUCAAGUCUACCGUUAAAAAAAGGUGUUCAACGUGCAAUAGGAACCGAUUACAGGAAAAGAAGUUGAUAAUGGAGAGCGUGCCCCCGGUGGUCGCUCUGCACUUCGAGAAGGGCCUGCCUGAUACCGAAGUCGGCAAGUACUCCUUCGACUUCGACCAGUACCACUACCAUGUCACCACUGUCAUACAGUACAGCAAGAAACACAAGCACUUUGUCACCUGGAUAAGGAAACCAAGCGAUUCGUGGCUGGAAUUUGACGGCCGGAAGCACCCGGACUGCGUCAGUCACCGGGACCUUACCAUCCCCGCCGAGGAGGUCCACAUCGUCUUCUGGGAGAGGGGGGAAAAGAGGGACAAGCUCCACAAAAGCUCGCGCGUCGACCCGCCAGAGAGCGAGCCCGCGGCGCCCCGCCUGAACCGUCCCCUCGAAGCCAAGGACUUCUUGGCGGACGAGUCGGACGACCUCUCGCAGGACGACGCGGGCAUCGUGGCGGCGCUGACGACUUGCGACGCCGCGGGAGAUCGAGCGGCCGGCGGGGACGCGUCCAUCGGUUCCGCCACGCUGCUCGACACCUUCGAGGGCCUCUCUCACGACGACAUCGUCACGCUCACUCUGGUGGAGGUCAGCGGUGACUCGAUGGGGAGAGUCCCGGCCUCUCCUUUGGCUCCGGAGAAUCGCCGUGCCUCCUCCGAGACCUCCCCCGAACCUGCUUCGUGGGUGACGCCCGGCGAGUUAAUCCUGCCCACGGUCGUGAGUUCCGCCUGUCACCUGAAGAGACCGUCUGUGGAAACCGGACAACGAGUUUCUCCCGUCUCCUCCACCCCUUCGCUCAAGCCCUCCUCGGCACGGUUCCCCUGGCAGAGGCAAGUGGACAUCGGUCCCCCCUCCGUCAAACCCCACCUGUUGUCCCCCAGUCUUGCCAAGCCCUCUGCCCCGGAUAACAACGCAUCCACACCCGUAGCCCAGACGAAACCCCCACUUUCCAACUCCUCCUCUGGCUACACACACAGAUCGCAACCCCCCAGGCCGUCCUUGAAGGUGACGGAAAACGAAGCCCUGCCGUUGAAGGCAGCAGAGAUGUAUGGCGGAUUCUGUGCCAGAAGCACAAAUAAUCCGUAUCAAACUCUAUUCUCGACCAAGGGGGCCACUCAGAGUGCUGCCGCCAAGGUGCCAUUUCAACGUGCUAGUCCCGCCCCACCUAAACCCGCUUUCAAACCUAUGGCUGUGUCUAUGACGUCACUUCCUCUUCGAGGUGUCGCGGAGAACCCUAAAAUCUCAAAGAAACACGGCAGUCAGACCAAGCUUCCAUCCGACCUCGCCGACACAGAUUCCCUCAGGCUGAAGCUGUUAAAGAAGCUCAAAGCCAAGAAAAAGAAACUGGAGAAGCUGAACCAGGUUUUGGGACACCAGGGGAAUUUGGGCGGGAAAAGCACUUCUAAACCAGACAGCACAAUCCUGGAGUCCUAUGCAGUCAGCUCCAGCACCUCUGUUUACAACAGCCCGACUUACGACGAGUUCUUCGCAGACCUUCUGUCGCCUGCGACGACCACUAGCAACCUGUCACCUGACAGCACUGGCCUCGUGGAGACGGUGACCAAUGGGCAAGAGGGAGGUGGAGACAUGACGAACGGUGGGGGUGCGAUUGGUGGAGAAAAUCACGAGAUGGCUGUGACUCCUCAACUUUGCGGUUCCUUCGCACAGCAGGUUGGAGAAGUCCCCAUGACAACCACCAAUGACAACUUCCUGGAAGAGUUUAUAUCUGGGACAUCGUUGGCGCAGACUGAGAUGGAGACAGAAGCCCUCAGUGCUCUUGACCUGUUCUUUUAGGUUUCAGGUAAAUAAAGUGGUCAGAGACUAGGAAGUGCUGUUGUCGUGACACAGGGACUCACUGAGGUGACUUAUGCAAAGUAGUUUUUUGUUCGAUGUAAGCUUGCCGUGUUGCAAGAACCUGCUGUGUGCAGGACUAGCGCUGAAGUCAAUUCUGUUUGUUUUGUUGUAAUUUAAAAGCAUUAUAUUAACUUCUAUGGUUUUGCUCAUUUUAUUUGUUUGCAUUACUUGAAAUAAAGUCGUUUUUUUUACUGUU
Molecule: messenger RNA, 3885 nt
Organism: Osmerus eperlanus (European smelt)
Lineage: Eukaryota; Metazoa; Chordata; Actinopteri; Osmeriformes; Osmeridae
Gene: uspl1
Product: ubiquitin specific peptidase like 1
Exons: 10
Coding region: 150-3629 (1159 amino acids)
Biological process (GO): protein desumoylation; Cajal body organization
Cellular component (GO): Cajal body
Molecular function (GO): SUMO binding
Source: RefSeq, a predicted model, not a curated record